Messenger RNA from Dacryopinax primogenitus, 3457 nucleotides. RefSeq names its product ANTH-domain-containing protein. The record is from RefSeq and is a predicted model, not a curated record. Gene Ontology annotation, cellular component: clathrin-coated vesicle; actin cortical patch. Bases 50 to 3379 code for a protein of 1109 amino acids. Lineage: Eukaryota; Fungi; Basidiomycota; Dacrymycetes; Dacrymycetales; Dacrymycetaceae. Gene Ontology annotation, biological process: clathrin coat assembly; actin filament organization; endocytosis. Gene Ontology annotation, molecular function: clathrin light chain binding; phosphatidylinositol-3,5-bisphosphate binding; actin filament binding. The transcript is spliced from 6 exons.
CAUACUCUUAUAUCCAGGCUUGCUUUCCUCCCACUACUAACUAGGGUUAAUGUCAUUCUUCGGUCGCAGCCAACGGGAGCCCCAGUCAGACUUCCUCGACGAGAGGGAGUAUGACGACUACGGCUCACCAGCAGAGGCACGCGCAACACGCUACGGCGCCGGGACUGCGUCUACCGUGCACUACCCCACACGCCCGGUGGAUAAGGACAAGGCCGAAGCAGAGCUGGCGAUCACGAUCAAGAAAGCGACCAAUGGGGAUGAGACCGCCCCAAAGCAAAAGCACGUACGGAGGUGUAUCGUCUAUACUUGGGACUACCAUUCGUCUCAGAGCCUGUGGGCGGGACUCAGAGUACAACCAAUCUUAUCGGAUGAGGUGCAGACGUUUAAGAGCCUUAUCCUGGUGCAUAAAGUCCUCCAGGAAGGGCAUCCGAUCGUUUUGAAAGAAGCGCAGAACCAGACUGGCUGGCUGGAGACGUGUGCCCGGACAGUGGGGAACGAUGGGCAGAAAGGCUAUGGAAGCCUCAUUCGCGCAUAUGUGUCUUUCAUCCUCGCCAAGCUGAGGUUCCACCGCGUCCACCCGGACUUUAACGGGCUCUUCGAGUACGAAGAGUACAUCUCCCUGAAGGGGAUUGACGACCCUAACGAAGGGUACGAAACGAUCACCGACCUGAUGAACCUGCAGGACCAGAUCGAGAAUUUCCAAAAGCUGAUCUUCUCCCAUUUCCGCGGUUCGACAAACAACGAGUGCAGGAUCAGCGCCCUCGUCCCUCUUGUCAAGGAGUCCUAUGGCAUAUACAGAUUCAUCACCUCCAUGUUGCGUGCUAUGCAUCGCCGCACGGGCGAUAUGGAGGCCCUGGAACCCCUGAGGCAGAGGUACAACGCGCAGCAUUAUGCGUUACGCAAGUUCUACUACGAGUGCAGUAACCUCAAGUACCUCACUGGGCUCAUAAACGUCCCCAAGCUGGGGCAAGAACCGCCUAACCUGAUGGACAGCGGAGUUGCACCCGAUCUCCCUGCGCGGCCGAAGGACGCUGGUGCCCCAUCCGGGAACGGGUUCGCUGCGCCCAAAAGUCCCCCCGCUGCUCCGAGCCCAGCUCCGGAUCAGGCUAUGAUAGCUGAACAAGCGCGUAUGCUGAAAGAGUACGAGGACAAGCAGGCCGCUUUACAACAACAACGGUCAGCCGAAGAGCAGAAGAUCAAAGAGCAACAAGCGCGUGAAGCGCGCGAGUUCUCCGAGCGGCAGGCUGAGCAGGCCGAGCGGGAGAAGAGGGAACGGGAGGUGCUGGAGAACCAACAGAGGCAGUGGGCGGAACAGCAGCAGAUGUGGGGUCAGCAGCAGGCCGCGCAGAGGGUUAACGAGCUUGAGCGCGAGCUCUUGGGUAUGAGAGGCCAGUUUGAGAGGGAUCAGAUGAUGUUGGAGCAGUAUGAUCGGAGAGUCAAAGCGCUCGAAGGAGAGCUGUCGGUUAUUAGCAACAACGCUGGUUCCCAGAUCCAGGGCAAGGACGAGCUUAUCAAGCAGCUGCAGGACCAGGUCACUCUCUGGCGAAACAAGUACGAAGCCCUGGCCAAGCUCUACUCCCAGCUACGCUCCGAGCACUUGGACAUGCUUUCCAAGUUCAAGGCCCUCCAGCUCAAGGCCAACAGUGCCCAGGAAGCAAUCGAUAAGAUGGAACGGAUGGAGAGGGAUAUCAAGGCUAAGAACCUCGAGUUGGCGGAUAUGAUCCGCGAGCGGGAUCGGGCGAGGUUCGACCUGGAUAGGAGCAAGAGCAGCCAGAAGGAAGAACUGGACCGGAUUAGGCGGGAACUUUCAUUCGCUAACGAACGGGCUGAGGACGCUUCCCGCACAAAGAGCAGCGAGGUCUCGUCCAUGCUCAGCAAGUACAACCGCCAGCUUACGGAGUUGGAGGACUCGCUGCGCGCUAAGCAGAUCCAGAUCGACGAUUUGCUGCAUCGGAUCGACGAGAAGGAUGCAGAGGUCGAGAGGGUGAAACAGGAGAAGGAAGAGGAGAUCGCUGUUUUGCAGGAAGGGAUCGACCAGCAACUCCAGACUGUCGCGGACGUACAGCAGAAUCAGGGCUUGACGGACCAGGCAUAUACGGCCCAGAUCGACACCCUUAUUUUGGACAAUAGGAAGAAGAUGAACGAUAUUAUUGACUCGAUCCUCCAGGCUUGUGUGCAGAAAGUCGACGAUGCGAUCUACGAGCUCGAGUCGCCUAGCGGUGCAGGGAACCAGACGACCACGCCCGAGUAUACGCUUUCGCUCAUCGAGAAAGCCGCGAAUAACGCGAGCGAGUUCGCGACCGUCUUCACGCUCUAUAUCGACGGUGAGCACGGGGGGGACCACGUGGACGUCAUCAAGGGCGCGAACGAGUUUGCCCAGAGUCUCGCAGACGUGUUGUUUAACACCAAGGGGGUGACCCGGUUGGUCAAUGACGACGACGCUUCGGAUAGGAUUGUCAAUGUUGCCAAGGCUGCUGGGGAUAUGGGCCUCAGGUUCUUCCUCAAUGUCCAGUCUUACAAGCUCGACCUUAUGCAGCCUCAAAAGCGCAAGGAAGCGGUUAUGUUAAACAACGGCCAAGCGCGGUCGGCACUGCAAAAACUCUCAGAAGCACUCGACGCAAUCGUACCCAAGGCCAAGGCCCCGCGGCCCACAAACGGAGACAUAGGCGACGUUGUCGAGCAAGAGAUGCUGAGCGCGGCGCGGACGAUCGAGGCUGCUACCCAGCGUUUGCAGGAACUCAUGGCGAGGCCAAAAGACCCGCGGUUCAGCGGGUUCGACGUCCAGGUUCACGACUCGAUCCUUUCUGCCGCUAUGGCGAUCACGAGCGCUAUUGGCAGGCUUAUCAAGGCUGCUACUGAGUCCCAGCAGGAGAUCGUCGCUCAGGGCAGAGGGUCGAGCACGAGCCAGCAGUUCUAUAAAAGGAAUAACCGGUGGACGGAGGGACUCAUCUCUGCUGCCAAGGCGGUCGCGUUUGCUACUAAUCUGCUGAUCGAGACUGCUGAUGGACUGCUCUCGGGCACACACUCGCUCGAGCAGCUUAUCGUCGCUUCUAACGAGGUGGCGGCUGCUACUGCCCAGCUUGUCGCCGCUUCUCGCGUCAAGGCAUCCCUCAUGUCCAAGACGCAAGAACGGCUCGAGCUCGCUGCUCGCGCUGUUACCGAAGCGUGCAAAGCGCUCGUCAAGCAGGUCAAGGCUAUCUCCGCUAAGAAGCUGGACGAGGAGUCGGUCGACUACUCCAAGAUGGCCGUGCACGAAUUCAAGGUCGCUGAGAUGGAACAACAGGUCGAGAUCCUCAAGCUGGAGAAGGACCUUACUGCCGCUAGGCACAGACUGGGCGCGAUGCGCAGAGCGGGAUACCAUACGGAGGAGACGGAUUGAAGGACUGAGGGAUUGGGUAAUUUGCAAUACUUACGACUUUUCUUGAUUGUAUAUCGUUUGGAAUGUUAUGAUAUCACC